Molecule: messenger RNA, 735 nt
Organism: Cynara cardunculus var. scolymus (artichoke)
Lineage: Eukaryota; Viridiplantae; Streptophyta; Magnoliopsida; Asterales; Asteraceae
Exons: 5
Coding region: 1-735 (244 amino acids)
Source: RefSeq, a predicted model, not a curated record
AUGGCACAGGCCUAUCCUGGUGAUCAACAAUGGGAUGGUGAGGACUUCUCACGGAUUAGAUUACACCAUCCCGUAUGGAUACCAGAUAGGUUUUGGCUGCAGAUGAUUGAUAUGGUUUGGGAUACCGAGGCUUGGAAAAGGAAAUCCAGGAUCAAUCGGGCCAAUCGAAACACCCAAUUUGAGGGGGUGUCGUCCAGACACACUGGGGGAUCGAUUAGUACGACACAACAUCGAGACAAGAUGGCACAAGUAAUGGGUCGUGAGCCUACUGCUACUGAGGUGUUUGAGCGCACUCACUGCACGAACCGGAAGUUCGAUCAAGGUUCGUCCGACCCGCCUACCGAUCCUCCUCAGUUCAGUUACCCGAAAGCUGCUAGGUAUCAUGAGCGAUUUCAAUCGCUUAGGGGUGAGUCAAAAUCUAGUACCGACAGCCCUCUCCCUGAUGAGGCAUCUCUUUGGGARCAAAGUGUCGGAGGACGGAGGAAAGGCCGAAUAUUUGGUUUCGGGACCACCCAGGAUCCCUCUUAUGCUAUGACAAAGGAGGAGGCACAGUUACGGGAGGAAUGUCAUCUGGCCGAAAUGGAGGACGAACGGAGGAAGAGGGCAGAUUUGGAGGCCGAACAGGCCAGACAAACUGCUGCAUUAGCCCAACAGGCCGCAUUAUCGGAGCAUUUUGCUACGUUUAUGCGACAGUCAGGAUACGUUUUCCCAACUCCCCCACCUCCCGAUAGUUAG